Messenger RNA from Pelobates fuscus (common spadefoot toad), 2322 nucleotides. It is a transcript of the gene ARHGAP8, whose product is annotated as Rho GTPase activating protein 8. The coding region runs from base 286 to 1563 and encodes 425 amino acids. The record is from RefSeq and is a predicted model, not a curated record. NCBI's taxonomy places the organism in Eukaryota, Metazoa, Chordata, Amphibia, Anura, Pelobatidae. Gene Ontology annotation, biological process: small GTPase-mediated signal transduction; negative regulation of endocytic recycling. Gene Ontology annotation, molecular function: GTPase activator activity. Gene Ontology annotation, cellular component: cytoplasm. The transcript is spliced from 13 exons.
AGUCUUUUUUUUUUUCAGCUGCCCUGCCUACGCCACACAUGUCGAACAAUAGGAGAGAAUCAGGAAACUUUGUAACCUGUGUUCAGCUCUGCACCCCGGGCAGGUAAAGAAGAGACUCUUGGGUGUGUUAUUUAUGAUGUGGCGACUGUGAUAACAGCUUCCAGUAAGUGAGCGUUAUCUGGAGGGCGCAGAUUGCGAAGCAGGAUCAUAAUACGCAGGUCAGGAGCUCGGGCGCAGAUCAACCUCUGGAGCAGACGUGGAACUAUUGCUUCCAAUUUCCCGGCGAUGCACGCAGUAGAUUUCGAGCAGUUAGCAGAAAUAGAACUUCAGAAAGAUGAGGAGGACCUGGUCCAUUUGGGACACGAGGGAACGGCAGUGAAUCGACCAUUGCAAACCCCUGAGGUUCAUCUAAACCACCCAUAUUAUGACAUUGCACGCCACGAUAUCAUCCACGUAGCGGGUGAUGACAAUUUCGGGAGGAAGGUAAUCACAUUUAGCUGUUGUCGGCUGCCCCCCUGCCACGAGAUUGAUCACGUUCGUCUUUUGGAGUAUCUGAAAUACACUCUAGAUCAUUACGUAGAGAAUGAUUAUACGGUGGUUUAUUUUCACUACGGCCUGAACAGUCGGAAUAAGCCCUCGUUGAGCUGGUUACAGAGCGCCUACAAGGCAUUUGACAGGAAGUAUAAAAAGAAUCUGAAAAUGUUGUAUGUUGUCCACCCGACUAACUUCAUCAAAGUGCUGUGGAAUAUUUUCAAGCCAGUCAUAAGUCACAAGUUCGGCAAAAAGAUUUUGUAUAUAAAAUACUUGAGCGACCUCCGAGAGCACCUGAAAUUUAACCGCUUGAUUAUCCCACAAGAAGUGUUGCAACACGAUGAGAAGCUCCGCGCUUCACAGAAAGCCAAACUGCCCUCUUGUCCUGCUAAAUGUCCGCCCCCACGUCCCCCGCUCCCUACCCAACAGUUUGGCGUCAGCCUCCAGUAUAUUAAGAACAAAAACUCCGGCGCACUAAUCCCCCCCGUUAUUAAAGACACAAUCUCCUAUCUGAGCGUAAAAGGACUUCACACAGAGGGCUUGUUCAGACGCUCUGCCAGCGUACAUGUUAUUAAAGACAUCCAGAAGAGUUAUAACCUCGGAAAGCCAGUGAAUUUUGAUGAAAGCGAUGAUCCUCAUAUCCCAGCUGUUGUCCUGAAGUCUUUCCUGAGAGAAUUGCCAGAACCUUUACUGACUUUCGGCUCGUACCAGCGAAUCUUGGAGAUCACUCUGGUGGAGAACGUUUUACGUGUAACCAGGUGUAAACAGAUUAUACACAGCCUUCCGGACGAUAAUUACGCCGUGCUAAAAUACGUCAUGUGUUUUCUUUACGCGCUGUCUCAGGAGAGCAUCAGUAACAAAAUGAGCGCUUCCAAUCUGGCCUGCGUGUUCGGAUUGAAUUUAGCUUGGCCUCAGGAAGGACCCCCCUCUAUUGAUGCUCUAUUACCUCUGAAUGUCUUUACUGAACUUAUGAUAGAAUUCUAUCCUCAAAUCUUCGACUCACGAACGGUCCCCGGAGAAUGCUUGCCCUAAGUGGUGGACAGGAUUGCCAGGUUGCCCAUUACCCAUUUAACCAAAGGAAAACGACUCCCAAAACGGUUUUUAGGAUUCAGAAAUUCUUAUAUAUAUUCCACUGAAUGUUACAAAAUGCUCUUCUUAGAAUAUUGAUGUGUACCUUGAAGUGGCCAUGUCUUCUAAACAUCAGUCAGUUAAAAUGAUAUCCCCAACAGAUUACUAUUAUUCUGACAUUAUUAUAUCUCAUGGUGGAGGAAGACAUUUUGGAAUGCUACCACAAUGGUCAAACCCCGAUAAGGUGUUCAAUGACUGUUACUACUAAUAAUACAAUUUACAAUCAUAAUAAUCUCAACAUGGGAUUUGCUAAAUUGAUCUGAUUGCAUCCCAGCAUUCUGUAUGUACAAGAGGAACAUUUUAGACGCACCUUCUGAUGCAAAGUGCGCAGUCUGCCCAGGAAGAAGCAUUGUCAGAUUAUUUGGAAAUUCUUAUAUAAAUAAAAAAAAUCAGAUUUAGAAAUUGUCAGCACAGGAUAUAAGCAAUGUCCACAAUAUCAAAGGAAGAAGUGAAUAAAAUGUCUGAGGUGGCUACGUACAGUUUAUGAAUUUUGUUACAAACUUCUGUAUUUUGUAUUUAUUUGAUUGCUAUUAUAAUCUGCUUGCCUAUUGACAGACCAUCGAUGCAAAAAGCUAAGUUUCAGAAAUCAAUCAGCGAUGGUUUUUUCCGAACUAUGGUGACACUGUACGUGAGAGUGUGUAAAUAAAUGCUUAUUUUUAUUUG